AUCAACUUUAAAAUGGAAAUUUCAUUAGUACACCAAAGCAACUGAAAGCGAACGUGAAGACGUGACCCGGGCGACAACGCGCUCGAUAUACACUAGUCUGAAAGAGGGAAGGCGCAUUAAAGUUGCUCUCUCGUGAGCUUCGAGCACCUGCAAUCUUCACAACCACAGCUUCAUCUCCGCACAUUGAAUCGAUAUUUGAAGAUUGAGAAACACUACUUUGAGUGUGCUUGUAGCUCACAUCUGACGAGAAGCCAGUUGCCAAGAGAAGGACGGGCCCCUGCACAAGCAGGAUGGAAGAAGUACCAGAUGGCAUCCAUCAAUGGCUGAGCGUUGAUCAGUUUCCUGGGCAUCUACAAAAGUACUGGUUUCAACGUUUCAAGAUCUGGGACAAGUACGACAAGGGGAUCUGGAUGACAGAAGACGCGUGGUUCGGUGUUACCCCAGAGCCCAUAGCAAACAAGAUCGCAGCACACAUCGCAGAAUCGGCACCAAAAGCGAAGACUGUCAUCAUCGACGCAUUCGCAGGUGUGGGCGGCAAUGCAAUCGCACUAGCUCGCUCAGGUCGCUGGGAGCGAGUGUUUGCUAUUGAGAAGGACCCCAAGACCUUGAAGUGCGCAAAGCACAACGCAGAGAUCUACGGCGUUGCAAAUAAGAUUUUCUGGCUAGCUGGCGACUGCUUUGAGGCCAUCAGCAGAUUCGUGGGGCAGGAGAACACCAUCAUAUUCGCCAGUCCGCCAUGGGGGGGCACAAGUUAUGGUGAGGACGAUAUCUUCGAUUUGACGAAGAUGGAGCCGUACAACCUCGACAAGCUUUACAAGAGCUUUACAAAGUACAGCAAAGAGCUCGUGUUGUAUCUUCCCCGAAACUCAGAUCUGAACCAGAUCGCGAAGUAUGUGCCAGAAGAUCAGAAGCUAGAGGUCGCCCACUAUGCCAUCAUGGGUGCCAGCAAGGCGUUAUGCGCGUAUUUCGGUGACUUUAACUUUGACGUUGCAGAGGAGGAAGUAGAGGAAUGACUCAUAUCGUGGUCGAUAGUAUGCAGGUAUGCCCUGGGACAGAACGGACGACUAUACCACGUUUGACAUGAACGAGCGUUUGUCCGCAGUACGAGAAGAUAGGAACGAUGAUCCGCAAUUGAAAAACCAGCAUCUUAGAUAUGA
Molecule: messenger RNA, 1157 nt
Organism: Didymella exigua CBS 183.55
Lineage: Eukaryota; Fungi; Ascomycota; Dothideomycetes; Pleosporales; Didymellaceae
Product: trimethylguanosine synthase
Exons: 5
Coding region: 291-1013 (240 amino acids)
Biological process (GO): 7-methylguanosine cap hypermethylation; 7-methylguanosine RNA capping
Cellular component (GO): nucleus
Molecular function (GO): RNA cap trimethylguanosine synthase activity
Source: RefSeq, a predicted model, not a curated record